Cyprinus carpio (common carp) is the source of this 587-nucleotide messenger RNA. Its product is annotated as nucleolin-like. The transcript has 3 exons. Bases 27 to 572 code for a protein of 181 amino acids. Lineage: Eukaryota; Metazoa; Chordata; Actinopteri; Cypriniformes; Cyprinidae. The record is from RefSeq and is a predicted model, not a curated record.
CAUGCUAAUAAUGUGUUUGUGUUCAGAUGUUGAGCAUGAAAGCGCAGGUGGAUGUGGUCUGCUGUAAAUCAGUAGGAACUGAUCUGUCCAUGCUGGAUAUUGAGGAUUUCAUCACAGAAAUCUGUCAGCUGAAGAAAGAGGUGGCUUCACUGGAGACAAAGCUGAGAGAAAGAGGAGACAAACUGAACAGAGAGGAUGUGGAGCAGGUUUCAGUGCGUGUGACUGAUGGGACAGAAGCUCAGGAUUCAGUCUGGAGCGUCAGAGAUCAGAGAUCCAGAGACACACAGGACUCAGAGCUCAGCCUCACUUUACUCUGUUAUACUGACGCUCAGGAUCAUGAAUCCACUGAUCAAACCUCUGACUGUAACGCUGGAGAACAGCAGAUGCUGCAGACGCCGCUGAAGAUGUGCUCCGUCAAACUGGUGGACUGCAGGAACCUGAUCGAGAGCAGAGGAGAAGAAACCACCGCAGAGAAAGAACAACAACACACUGAUGAGGAAGAGCAGGAGGAUGAUGAUUAUGAGGAUGAAGAUGAAGAUUUCAUUCCUCCAGGUUUGUUUCUCCUUUUAUGACCUUUUGUUGUUUGU